Dendroctonus ponderosae (mountain pine beetle) is the source of this 3685-nucleotide messenger RNA. RefSeq names its product protein Son (gene Son). NCBI's taxonomy places the organism in Eukaryota, Metazoa, Arthropoda, Insecta, Coleoptera, Curculionidae. The record is from RefSeq and is a predicted model, not a curated record. The coding region runs from base 789 to 3011 and encodes 740 amino acids. The transcript is spliced from 2 exons. Gene Ontology annotation, biological process: regulation of cell cycle; regulation of mRNA splicing, via spliceosome. Gene Ontology annotation, molecular function: RNA binding.
AACUUGAAACAGAGCGAGUUUACCUGAUCGAUGAUGGCACAAACCUAUAAAGUGAAUACCCAGUUGUAAAAUUUCUAAACAUAAGCGGGGGUAGAUAAUGGUGUCAGUUGUGUUGAAAGGUUCACCGCAAUAUCUCAUCUAAUAAUAGCUUGAGCGGGAAAAGCCUCUCUAUUUUCGUAGCAAAACCAAGGAAAACUUCGUGUGGUUCUGUAUGUGAAUUUCAAGUGCUUGCUCUGUUAAAAUAAUCAGACAAACCUUUGAAACGACGGGUAAACAAGUCGACCUCAUUGUGUAAGGGUUGCAACGGUUUCAGGUGGCAUUAUAGUGAAUUAACUAAAUAAUGGGGGAUAAUGAAGAUUUGCCAAAUGGCCCUAGAAUAUCCCUCAGGCUAGCUUUAACUGAGCUAAAUGAAUCCAUAUCAGAAGGCACCCCUAAUAAAAGUAUCAAUGUGGACGAACUACUGGUGUUGCAAAGAGGACCACGAAAACUUCCCAUCACCUGGUCGCCUGUUGACUACGAUAGGUAUUUAAUUAUUAUAUUAUUUUUGUUUAUAAACUUUUGGAUGUCUGUCUCCGUCUCGCACAUAACAAAACAGCGUUGUUCGGAUUAUUAAAAACGCUACAACCAUCUAGGCGAAACAUUCGACAGUGACAUUAUACGUCACUGUCAUUUGAUACAGGUUGUCUCUGAUGUUAUUUUGUUCAUCAAGUUUCAAUUUAAUUGAAAAACGAAAGUUUGGGGUUGUUUAAAGCUUAAUCACUUCCUGCUGGGUUUCUAAUCCAUGCAAAAUGAAUGCAGCAAAGGAAGAAACGGACCCAGAUUUUGGAGGGAAUCCGGCCAUCUUGGACACAAAUAAAUCGUCAAUGCAAAUUUUAUCAGAAUUGUUUAGUACAUUUGAUGCCGAACCCCCCGUGAUUGUGAAGAAGGAAAAGAGUCACGAAGGCAAAAAGAGCAAGAAAAGCAAAAAAAAGCGCAAGCAUAAAGAGAAAAAACAUAAAAAGAAAAGCAAGAAAAAAAAGAGGUCCUCGAAUUCCUCUUCGAAUGAGGAUUCUGAGGUGGACUUAGCGCAUCUGCUCAUCAAACAGGAAAAGGAUAAAGCUGACGAAAAAAUAAAAAUCGAAGGCACCUCGUUAUCUUUGGAUAUAAAAUUGGAAAUAAACAAAGAAGACCAGACGUUUAAGUCGGAAAUAAACACCAGUAAUGCUAGCCAAUCGGAGAAAAAUAGAGAGGAUAAGACCAAGCAAAAAAUUCGGAUCAAGGAUAUUCAGCUAUCAUCAAUCAACAGGAAGCAAAAGCAUGAGGAAGGCGAAAUUACAGAUUCCGACAGUAGCAGUAAGAAGAAAAAACGUAGACACAAAGCUAAAGAUCGACUCACGAAAAGAAAAAGUUCCAGUGGCGAAAGAGGCCGACAUAAAAAGGCAAAGUAUGAAAAGCUUAGUCCCGAAAGAGAAAAACAUAAAUCUAGACACGAUUAUCAACGCAAGGAAAGGUCCAGGUCGAGAUCUAGGGAUCACUUUUACCACGACAGGCAUCGGGAUGAGUACAAAUACGAGCACAGAGCCAGAUACAGAGAUAGGGAAUCGCCGUUUCGGGACGAUGGAUUUUAUAAGUCUAGGGAAAGAGAAAAGUCUUGGCUGAUGCGAGAGAAAUGCAGAGACUAUGAGGAACGAGACAGGUCAUUUGAAGGCAAAAGAGAAAGGAGCAAGCAGGACUCGUCUCGUAUUGACAAAAAGAAACUUCUGGAAAUCGCAAGGAAGAAUGCCAUUCAGAUGAUGAAGUCAGGCAGCUUGCCGGGCGCCCUCAAUUUAGGAUCCAAAGCUCAGGAAAAAAUGAUAGCCGCUAUAAAAACAGGAGGCAAAUCAAUCGACGAACUCACCGACUUCUGCAAGUCGCUCUCAAAAAAAGAGGAACUUGGUGAGCUUUCAAGUUUAUCCGAAAAGGAGGACACGGACAAUGACGAACCUUUCCAUCACCCAUUCAAACUGAAAGACCGACCUACCACCAUAACAAUGAACAUUAAAAAUUCUGUUCCUUUGCCCACUAAAACAACCCACGAAAGGACGACGGAGUUGAGAAUUCAGUUCCCAGUGAGCAGUGGACAGCAGCAUAGAGUGAAUGAGGAAUGGAUACCUGUUGGCCGCUCACAUACAAAAGCAGCAGCAACUGUCGAAGCCCCAAAACCUAAAGCAGUACCCACUGUUGCUGCUGCUUUGGCAAUUGAAGCGCCUCCUCCGCCUGUGCCUUUGCAACCCAGCCCUGCCCUAAUCGCAGCUCCCCCAAAUGCCCCACCUGGACCUCAAGUGUUCCCCACAGUUCCGCCUACCGGUGCGGAACUUUCCUCUGUAGACUUAGGGUCAAUAGUGUCCCAAAGAUUAACCGCCAUGCGAAAACUGCAGGAGAAUCCACAUGAUGUGCAAGCCCUAAGUGAAAUGUACAAAUCAAAUCAAGAAAUGGACACUUGGGCUAAAAGCAAGCAGCAACUGGGCCAGUUUACCGGAAGUACUGGCGUUCAGGUGCUGUCCCAAGCAGAAUUAGCUUCUGGCUAUCAGGCAUGGGCGAAGAAAAACCAGCUUCAAACUGCCGCCCCAGUAUCUGGAGGCAUGGGAAUGCAUUUAUUGCAAAAAAUGGGCUGGAAGCCAGGCGAAGGCCUGGGCAAGGAGAAAACCGGUACUCUUGAACCGCUGCUCCUUGAGGUAAAACUGGAUAAAAAAGGCCUAGUCGCCAAUGAGGAGCAGAAAGGCAAGAAAAAAGUUAAAGCAGUUCAAACGGUGAAAACUCUACAGGGUAAACAUCCAGUAUCAUUGCUGGGAGAAUAUGCAUCCAAAAGAAAAUUAGGGGCCCCACAAUAUGUACUGGAGUUUGAGUGUGGGCCUGAUCACAAGAAGAACUUCCUGUUUAAAGUAGUCCUAAACGGCAUGGAGUAUAAACCAAAUGUUGCUAGCGCAAAUAAGAAGGAAGCCAAAGCGCACGCGGCCACAAUGGCUCUGAAGCAAAUCGGGCUGCUGGUCUGAAGCGAAGAAUUUUUCUAGAGAAAUUAUUUUUCUAUUGUGAUAAUAAAUUAUGUUCGAGCAUAAGAGACGCUAAAUAAUUUACCAAAUUCCUACAUGCAUAAAGCCAGUAGGUUUUUUUUUAUUGCGGUUAUUAUAAUUUUAUAGUAACGGUGCGAAAUUGUAAACUUUGUUACUAAAGGACUUUUGAAGCCAGACUCUUGAAGGAACCAAAUUAUUGGGGCCUACAAGAAGCAGAACUCCUGAACCUCCCAAACAACGCAAAGCCAACAUUCAUCCACGACUGAGAAAACGAUUGAUUUUAUCAACGGAAAAGAAUCAUUCGCAACAGCUGGGCCAGUUCAUUGCGAAAAGGCUCAAAACUCUUGAGAGUUUCGAGAAAGCUGUGAAAGUAAGUUAAGCAAUCAGUGCCCAAUCAAACCAUUUUACAGCUUAAGUUCAUCCAUUUAAUGUUUCUGUUGUAUGUAAAAUAGUCAAUGUUUCUUUACUCAGUAAGCAUUUGUCUAAUUUCUAUACUUAUACAAUCGUGAUUUGUUAAAUGUGAGACAAUUUUAAUGACAUUCUUUACUAUACCUAAUACGAUAGAUGGGAGUUGCAGUUGCUCAAUUUAAUGUGCCUUAGUAUAAAAGUUUACAGUUUAUGAACCAGAUAGAACCAAAUAAAUUUUAUUCGGAUUA